Lolium perenne is the source of this 1979-nucleotide messenger RNA. RefSeq names its product mitogen-activated protein kinase 4. Gene Ontology annotation, biological process: protein phosphorylation. The record is from RefSeq and is a predicted model, not a curated record. Lineage: Eukaryota; Viridiplantae; Streptophyta; Magnoliopsida; Poales; Poaceae. Gene Ontology annotation, molecular function: MAP kinase activity; ATP binding.
GCCACUUUAGUGGAGUCGGGCCGUGGAGAAGUGGAGAUGCCCUCACUCCUCCGCGUACCGCCGGGUUUACAAGGUGGGCAAAACACUCUGAUUGAAAAGGCAGCGGAACCACUUCUGAAUCGGGCAAAACGGCAGCCAGCUCAAAUUCGUGGCUCCGUCUGACGCCGGACUCGCACCGCACGCAUGGCCGACCGCGAGGCCGCUGCCUCCUGCCGAGGCCGGAAAGACGGCGGUUGCCUUACCCGGAAGGGAAGGAGGAAGGAGGGCUGGCCAUGUGUCGCGGUGGCCUGUCACCUGUGGCCAUGGGGGCGCGGCGUCGGUAUAUAUAGCGGCUCGACGAGAGCUUUCCUCGGGUCACCUGGUGUUCCUCUGUUAGAUCAUCGCCAUCUUGGCAACUCGAAUCCUCAUUUCUUCAGUGCUGUUCACCAGCACGCUCCUUCCGGACUUCGCUCCGCCUCUUCAGAUCUGCUGCUGCCGCCGGGGCGACUGAAAAUGGCGAGGAUGGAGGAUUCUCCGAACGGCAAGCACUACUACACGAUGUGGCAGACGAUGUUCGAGGUCGACACCAAGUACACGCCGAUCAGGCCCAUCGGGAGGGGCUCCUACGGUGUCGUCUGCUCGGCCAUAAACCAGGAGACCAAUGAGAAGGUCGCGAUAAAAAAGAUAAGCAAUGUCUUCGACAACCGCGUGGAUGCACUGAGGACGCUACGCGAGCUGAGGCUUCUUCGGCACUUGCGUCAUGAGAAUGUUCUUUGUUUGAAGGAUAUAAUGAUGUCCAUACAUAGGAGGAGUUUCAAGGAUGUAUACUUGGUCUCCGAACUCAUGGACUUCGAUCUGCAUCAGAUAAUCAAGUCAUCUCAGCCGCUUUCCAAUGAUCACUGCCGAUAUUUCCUUUUUCAGCUCCUCCGAGGGCUAAAGUAUAUUCAUUCUGCAGGGAUACUCCAUAGAGACCUGAAACCAGGAAACAUUCUAGUUAAUGAAAAAUGCGAUUUGAAGAUCUGUGACUUUGGUCUGGCUCGCACAAAUAGCACCAAAGGUGAUCAGUUUAUGACUGAAUAUGUUGUCACACGCUGGUAUAGAGCUCCUGAGCUGCUGCUCUGGUGCGACAACUAUGACACCUCCAUAGAUGUCUGGUCUGUUGGCUGCAUAUUUGCUGAGCUACUUGGUCGUAAGCCGAUCUUUCCAGGAACGGACUCCCUAAAUCAGCUUAAGCUUAUAGUCAAUGUUCUUGGCACCAUGAGUUAUGGUGACCUUGAGUUCGUUGACAACCACAGAGCUCGCAAGUACAUCAAAUCCCUUCAAUGCACCCCCGGGAUUCCGCUGCCUAGCAUGUACCCACAGGUGCACCCUCUUGCCAUUGAUCUAUUGCAGAAGAUGCUUGUCUUUGAUCCUUCCAAGAGGAUUAGUGUUGUUGAGGCUUUGGAGCACCCCUACAUGUCUUCCCUGUAUGAUCCAAGUGCAAACCCUCCUGCUCAGGUUCCCAUCGAUCUUCAUAUAGAUGAUAACCUUGGUGUAGAGAUGAUCCGAGAAAUGGUGUGGCAGGAGAUGAUCCACUACCACCCUAAGGCCAUCACAAAGGUGAAUAUGUGACAAGCAGCAGAUGCCCCGGUAUGAGGCCAAGCUCAGCGCCCUGCACUGCACGGGGCCAACCGCGGCACCGCCUCGUCCGGUCACUGCAUGCUGGCGAUUGCACUCUACGUCUGCUUCCUUCUUUGGGAUUGCAAUGGGUCUUGUUCCCUGUCGAGAAUUCAUUUACUAGGGGAUGGGCCGGUAUGAGGAACUUUGAUGCCUGCUUUCUAAAAUGGGAUGAGGAUUAAAAGGUCUCCCAUUCUUGUCCCCGCUAUAUCCUCUUAUAUACUUGUAUAUACAUAUAAAUUGGUAUAUUUUUGUUAGUAGUAUGUUAUAAUAUUAUGUCUAGUGUAGUACAUUUCAAUAAAAAUUAACAUGUGAUACUCAUACAAUUUAUUGUCAUUUUACCA